Molecule: messenger RNA, 1581 nt
Organism: Trichosporon asahii var. asahii CBS 2479
Lineage: Eukaryota; Fungi; Basidiomycota; Tremellomycetes; Trichosporonales; Trichosporonaceae
Exons: 3
Coding region: 1-1581 (526 amino acids)
Biological process (GO): transmembrane transport
Cellular component (GO): membrane
Molecular function (GO): transmembrane transporter activity
Source: RefSeq, a predicted model, not a curated record
AUGACUGUCUACGCUACUGAGUCCAUGAGCAAGGAGGACAUCGCCCCUACUCCAACUCCGUCGGCGAUCAAGGAGGAGGGUAAUGUCACAGUUGUCCUCGCCAAUGACGAGCUGGAAGGCGACGAGGGGCUCCACGAGCUUGGUUACUCGCAACAGCUUCAUCGUACGCGUGGAUUCAAGGAGACGCUGUUCAUGAGUUUGACUUGUAUGGCCGUCAACUAUGGAGCUGGUACAGCCUUGGCUACCUCCAUUAUCGGUGGAGGACCACUGACGAUGAUCUGGGGCGCUCUCAUUGUUACUUGUCUUCAGUGGACCGUAGCCUUCUCACUCGGCGAGCUGGCUUCUCGCUGGCCUACUGCUGCUGGUGCCUACUACUGGACGUAUCAGCUUGCGCCGAAGCGAUUCCGCAAGCUUCUGUCGUACAUCAACGGAUGGCUCCUCCUCACUGCUGUACUCCUCACGACCACCUCGGUCGCCUUCGGCAUGUCUCAGCACAUUGUAGCUACCGCCAACAUCGUCCAUCCUGAGUGGUCCCCACCACAGUGGGUGUACGUACUCAUCGCGUACGCCCUUCUCCUCGCGGCUUCGGUCCCCCUCCUCAUUGGUCCCAAGUGCCUACUUCUCCUCGAGCUUGCCAACACGUACAUCUCCUGGAUCUACUCGCUCGCGCACCUUAUCGUCCUUCCCGUCCGCGCUAAGGCCGGUCGCAACAGCGCAAAGUACGCCUUCACGCACUACGACCCCCAGUACUCCGGCUGGGGCUCUGGCUGGACCUUCUUCAUUGGUUUCCUGCCCGCUGCCUACUCGAACGCCGCGCCCGGCUUCGUCCUCGCCAUGACUGAGGAAGUCCACAACCCGGCCGUCACGGUGCCUCGUGCGGUGUCGUACACUAUGCUGCCGGCCUCACUCCUGAUCUCGUGGGCGUUCCUAAUCCCGCUCACGUUCACGAUGCCCUCGUCCGAGGUCCUCCUUGAAGCACCGAACGGGAUCAUGCUGCCCUGGGCGUACAAGCUUAUCAUCGGUAACGACAUUGGCGCGAUCUGCAUGAUGUGUGGCCUGUUCUACAUCGGUUUCAACUGUCUCGUCGGUAUCAAUGCGACCGCCUCGCGCCAGCUCUUCUCCUUCUCGCGCGACCAUGCCGUUCCCGGAUCUCGCAUCUGGUCCAAGGUGACCAAGGGCGGCAACGUGCCGCAGGCGAUCUGCCUCUGUCUCGUCAUCCAGGCCCUGCUCUGCCUCAUCGACCUGGGCAGCUCAACUGCCUUCAACUCCUUCGUCUCGACUGCUGUCAAUGCUUUCAUGGCCGCCUACGCUCUGCCCAUCCUCCUCUCGCUGCUUAACAAGCGCAAGCAGGUCAUGCAGGCGCCGUUCUCCCGCAAAACCGUCGGUCUCAUCUGCAACCUCAUCGUCAUGGUUUGGGCACCCUUCGCGCUCGUCGUCUUCUCCAUGCCCGUCGCCAUCCCGGUGCUCCCCGAGACGAUGAACUACUCUUCUGUCGUACUUGCAGGCUUCAUCACGAUCGCGUCCGUGUGGUACCUGAUCUACGCGAGGAGGGUAUACGAGGGUCCCCCCGAGAGCAUGUAG